This is a messenger RNA of Saccoglossus kowalevskii, 1482 nucleotides long. RefSeq lists its product as uncharacterized. The record is from RefSeq and is a predicted model, not a curated record. Lineage: Eukaryota; Metazoa; Hemichordata; Enteropneusta; Harrimaniidae.
AUGGCGGCUGCUUCAGCCUAUGGUGAAGCAGGGCCGCUGAGUCCAUGCCGACACUGUGGCCGGACUUUCAACUCAAAUAGCUUGGUGAAACAUCAAAGGGUGUGCCAGAGACUUAGCUACAAACGUCCUGUAUUUGAUUCUGGUAGACAAAGAGCAUCAGAUUCAGAUGUUCCAUUCGGAGCCACCCUCAAACCCGGCAAAAAGCCCCAGCCGGUCAGAUCCAAAAACAACUGGAGAGCAGCACACAAAGAGUUUGUCGAAACCAUUCGGAAUGCCAGGGCAGCUGUCCGAGCUAUGCGAGCAGGUCAACCCUUGCCACCACCACCUCAACCAUCUGAAAACCCUGAUUAUGUGUAUUGCAACAGCUGCCAUAGACAAUUCAAUAAACAGUCGGCUAAAAGACACAUUCCAUUCUGUCAAUCACGUAAGAAGGAAUUAGGUCAGCCCAUCUCAUUUGCUGGCAGAUCUGUGAACAAGGGUUAUGGCAGCAAAGACUCAGCUGGUAGAGAGUAUGCUAGAUCUAUUCCCAAACCAAGGCCGAUACCCAGACCACGUAGUUCUUUAUCUAACUACAGUAAGAAGAGUUCAUUCACCAGCAGAAGUUACAAAAGUAGCAGGAAAUCCACCAAUGCACCGAUAGCCGAUCCAUUUCAAGAUAUUCCGUACGACUAUGAUUCACCGAUACCGACCAAUCUCAGUAAUGGAGUUACGAAUAGCUCUCCAUUCACAUUUGGCUUGUACAUGGGAUCACAUAGCCCAAGAGUCUACCAAGAUCAGCCAUGUACAUUUUCUGCCACUGGUUUAACACCAAUAAUGACACAUGGGAAUCAGUAUGGAAAGAAAGCCAAACAUCAAACUGGUCCUACUGCAUUGAGAAGUAGAGCUAUUAGUGCAAAAUAUCGGCACAUGAAUGGUAGGAAGUCUGCUCACCUUUAUGAUAGUGUAGAGAGCUCAGACUCACAAGAACAGUUCAAUGUUGGUUUACCACCUGUAUCACGUGUGCUGAACUCAAGAAAUCAGAGACGACCUGCUAAAUUACCACGAUACACUACAUUAGGACCUGAGAGUAGUCUGAAGACGGGCAAGCUGAGAAGUAUGGGUUAUACUAGUCCAGAGUACGAGGACUACUGUAACAGAUGUGGUGAUCGAUUCCCGGACACAACAUCACGGUUCUGUUGUAAUUGUGGUGUCAGACGUGGACUGGAUUUAGGUAUAACAACAGGGACAUACUAAUCAGGUAGCAGAAUGCUACUUCAAAAUUGAGGCAUUUACUGAUAGGCUGAAAACCAAUCUCCAUGUUAACACUGGAGCUAAUGUUAGCAUGGUUAGUUAGUGCCCAACAUGGGCCUUUAACACCGCUUUUCUAUUGUGGUCAUUAGUUUUCUGUAUGAAUGAUGGGGUCCCGGAUGAUCCUGGCCACCAAAUUAAGACACAUCGUUUGAAUAAGGUAAUGUUCACCAGAUGUGAACUAACGAAGAGUUC